AUGAAGCACCCUUCUUUGUGUCUGGUCCCAUGCCUGACUGCGCUGGGCGCGUUGGUCGUUGCUGACAGCCGCUUCGUCACCCGCCCAGAGCUCGCUGUGCCAAAGCUCAAUAUCACAGUCCCGGCUCGUGGUGGCGAGGUGGGAGAGGGUCUCAUCUUUGUUGCCCCGUACCUUGGCUUUGAAGAAGGAUCGCACGGGCCAACUCAGCCAGGCGCCUACAUUUUCCGCGAUGACGGAGAGCUAGUCUGGUCUGGCGUCGGCUACCAUGCCGGCUGGGUGGCCAACUUUAGGCCGGAUACAUGGGGUGGCAAGCCAUACCUCAGGGCAUUCCAGGGCCGGCUUGACGGUCCUCAUGGCCGCAUGUAUGGCUUCCAUACCCUGUUGGGAGACGACUAUGAGCUGGCCAAAAAGCUCAAGGUCGGAAACCAUCGUCUAGUAUCAGCCCACGAGUUCAAGUUAAUUGAGGGCAAGACCGUCCUCGUAGAAACGCCCACUCCGGUUGUUGUAUCUCUCAGCCCUUGGGGCGGCAGCAAGGACCAGAACUGGAUUGUCUCGGGUGGCUUUCAAGGCAAGUUUCAGAUACAACUAUGAGCUGGAUUCAUUACUGAUUGUCAAUGCAGAGCUUGACAUCGAGACGGGCAAUGUCUUGUUUGAGUGGCAGAGUUUCGAUCACGUCGAUCCCAAAAGUGAGUCAUCAUCAUUUACUUAUCGAACCGACAAGGCUGACAAUGUCAAUAUAGAGAGUGCGUUCCCACUCGACUUUGGACCUGGAAUCCCCGGAUCUGGUAGGAAUGAAACGGACGCUUGGAACUAUUUCCAUAUCAACAGUGUUGACAAGGACAACGAGGGUAAUUACCUCAUCUCAGCUCGUAACCUUGCAGCUGUGCUGAAAAUCAAUGGCACAAGUGGCAAUGUGAUCUGGCAGCUUGGGGGUUACCAAGGUGGCUCCGACUUUGCGCUGCGGGAAGAAGAUAUCUUCGCCUUUCAACAUCACGCACGGUUCCGUGGCCGUUCUGAUGAUGGCAACAUUGAGACUAUUUCCCUCUUCGACAAUGGCGCUCACUCCGCGCCCAUCAACAAGACCCAUCCCACGUCUCGUGCCCGGAUCUAUGAAUUGAACCACCACACAUCAACUGCCCGAGCCAUCAGAACAUAUGAAGCCCCCGAUGGUCUGUCUGCCCACACGCAGGGCAGCGUCCAACCUCUGGAAAAUGGCAACAUAUUUGUCAACUGGGGCCAAGCGGGAGCCGUGACCGAGUAUAGAAAUGACGGCAAGGUCCUAUUCCACAGCUACCUUGAUUCAAAUCCUAAUCGCUUUGCUCAGAGCUAUCGGGGAUGGAGGCUGCCUUGGGUUGGUAAGCCAGCCGAGGAGCCAGCCGUGACUGCCAGAGUAUCUGACAGCGCAAACUUGGAUAUCUACGUAUCCUGGAAUGGAGAUACCGAAACAUUUACGUGGCGCUUCUACGCUCAGCGAGCAGGGGGCAAGUCCCGUCUUCUAGGUGAGGUGAAGCGGGAGGGGUUCGAGAGCCACGCGACUUUUAACGAAGAAUCCGACAUCAAGGGAGCCCUGAUCACUGCACAAGCGAUCAGUGGCGAUGGGGCGGUUCUCAGACAAUCCAAACCUGUCUCGGUGGAUCAUGUGGCAGCUCAUCCUUAUAGAUUUGA
Messenger RNA from Clonostachys solani, 1665 nucleotides. The record is from the annotation of a GenBank genome assembly. Lineage: Eukaryota; Fungi; Ascomycota; Sordariomycetes; Hypocreales; Bionectriaceae.